Molecule: messenger RNA, 3440 nt
Organism: Sus scrofa (pig)
Lineage: Eukaryota; Metazoa; Chordata; Mammalia; Artiodactyla; Suidae
Gene: KRTAP24-1
Product: keratin associated protein 24-1
Cellular component (GO): keratin filament
Molecular function (GO): structural molecule activity
Source: RefSeq, a predicted model, not a curated record
GUGCUGCUAUGGACACCAGGGUGCGCAUAACUUUUUAAAUUAGAGUUUUCUCCAGAUAGACGCUCAGGAGUGGGAUAACCUACUCAUGUGGUAACUCCAUUUUUAUUUUUUAAAGAACCUCCACAUUGUUCUUCAUGGUGGCUGUGCCAAUUUACAUUCCCAUUAGGAGCGUUCCCUAUUGUCCACAACCUCCCCAGCAUUUACAUGGAGGCCAUGAACAGUCUUGUGUAUUUUAUUUCCUAUUUUGCCUGCCUGAGGACUGACCAUUUCUGUAUGGAACCCCAGGACAAUCUAUAGCCAAACAAUUUGCAAAAAAUAGGGCUCCCUGAUUCUGACCCUUCUCACCUGAGACACAUUCACAGGACAGCAAAAUGUGUUUAAUAGUCACUCAUAGACUAAAUCCAGUAUUUAUCAAAUAUCUACUGAGAGACACAUUGGGAAAAUUCAAAUUAAAAAAUGAAGUUUGGAAAAUACCUGUAGCUUUAAAUUGAUGUGCUUUAAAAAAAUAUAGCUGAGAAGCAGAAAGCAGGGAGAGAAAUCUAAUUGUCUUCUGUGAAGACAGUGUCAUUUAAAAACUAACCCUAUAGCUUGUCCUGAAGAAGUUGCUGCUGUCCUCUGUCUGAACGCAUCACUGUUAAUAAAUGCAUUGCCAUUUCCGAUCCAAUAUAGGCUGUAAGUAUGAAUUACAGUUUAUAUUUUUAAGAGCAAAGUACGCAUUCUUUCAUUUAAAUUAAAAUCUUUUAAAAAAAUUCCUUCAGCCUUCACCAUAAGGAGUGAAAAGUGUUAUUUAACAUGUAUAGUGCCUAUAAUAACUAUACAUGUUAUUCAAAUAAAAAUUUUAAGCAGAGCCAUUCCCUUUUGUGGAUAUAAACCAAAAAUAACUAUAUUCUUCAACACAGGAUUAAAGUACAUGUGGAAAAAAAAAGGCAAAUCAGGAAUAAGUAAAACUUAUUUUGGGAGCAAUGUAGAAAAAUGUUCUACAUCUGACAGCAAUUGGGUUUUAUAACAGAGACAAUGGAGUAUAUAAUGUAUAAUUUCCAUCAAUUAGGAAGGUGCAAUUUUCAGAAACUGGCCUUCUUUGAUAUUACAUGUUGUAGAAACUCUUUAAGAAACAGAUCUCAUAGAAAUCUUGGUUACUUAGCAACCACUGACCCCUGGGAACAAGUUCAUUUCUGGCCUCGUGUAGGUCAUAAUGUCUCACUGGGAUUGCUGCAAGUCUUACAAAUAGAAUUUUCCAAACUGAUGAGAAGUUAUCACCAGUACAAGAACUGUCACAAUUAAGUCCUUAUUGGGGGAAGCAAUUCUUUCUCAACAAUUCAAUGCCUUAUACUCUCUUUUGAGCAAUGAUGUGGAGACAGUCCAAGGGCUUGACUUAGAGUAUAAGAUCAAACCAUGCAGUACUUUGCAGUGGUCAAAAGAGUGGAAAAGCACGAGUGCUUUAUUUUACUUCAAUCUUCAUUAACCUUUUAAUAAUCCUGCUGAAGAAGUCCAUAGACACCUGAUCUCUUGUUUACCAUUGAUUGACGGAGGAGAGUUUGCCUAUUAACAUUGAAAUCGCUAGUCACCAAAGUCAUGGUCUACAGAUGAUGAGGGAUGGGUGAUGGUCAAAGUGAUGAUUACAGACACUUUGAGAACUCAAAAUAAACUUAUUUUUUUUUUUAUGAGCGUGCAGACAGCAGCUGUAGCUAAACAACACACUAAUCAAAUGUUGCUGUGUUAUUGUCCAAGGCAGGGAGAAGGAAGAAGAAGCAAACAAUGGCCAGGGAAGAUAUAAAAGGUCAUCAGGCCACAGCCUCACCAUAACUUCACCACCGUCACUGAGCAUGCACGCAGGCUCCAUGUCUCUCCUGGGCUGUCCUGGGGAUUGCAGUGUCACAUCCUACAGAACUUACUGCUAUAUACCGGUGACUACUUCUGUUGCAUUUUACUCCAGUGAUGUAAGCCCCACCUUUAGGCUCGGCUUACCCAGCAGCUACCAAGGAAAUCUCUGGCUCCUGGAUAACUGUCAGGAAACUCAAGACGAGGCACCAAGCUGUGAAUCUCCCAACUGCGAACCCAAGACAUGCACCACAAGUUGUGACCAAUCAAAUACCUCUGUGCCCUGCAACUCUCCAACAGUGGACAAAAGCCACAGUGCCUGUGAAACCACCAACAUCAGAGCCAACCCCAGCUGCAACACGUGCACUCAGACCCAGGGGUAUGUAUCAGACUGCUCCAUACCCAGCCAAGGUACGUCCAAAGCUUGCCAGACCCUCAGCAGUGGCUUCAAAUGCUUUGGGCAACUUAACUGCUUAUCCAAGAGUUUCCGGCCCCUAAACCACUACAGACUGAGUAGUUUGGGGUAUAGAAGCCACCAAAAUCUUGGCUUCAUUCCUAGUGGCUUCUCACCAUUGUGUUGUAUUGCCAACAGCUGCCAAUCCCCACACUAUUUUAUAAGACAUUGCCAAUAUCCAAGCUAUCCGUACAUAAGCUGCCCACCACUGAGCUAUUUUUCAAGAAACCUUCAAUCUCUGAGCUGUAUACCAAGUACCUUUCCUCCUCUGAGGUAUUUAUGCAGUGGUUGCAGACCUCUGAAUUGCUAUUGAUCAACUUAUGGCAUUCACAGCUGCCAGAAACUGUCCAAUGGGGCAGAUUCUACCAAGUUGUCACCCUCUCUGAUAAUUCUGGUGAAUCACUUCACAUGUCUUAAGAAUCAAGUUCUAUUAACCUCAAAUAUAACUUCAGGACUUAACCACAAGCAUUAUCAUCUACUAGCUAGCUUUUUUGUUGCUCUCUUAAUGCCCUUUGUGUUGAAGACUGAUCCUGUAGGUACUAUCAUUAUUUCUGAGAUUGCAUGUGACAGACACACUGAAGAGAUUCCACAUGAAAUACAGAGCAAUGCAGCUUUCAUGUUUUGGCCGUCACUUGUCUGAUAGUAUGACUGUUUUCAACUUUUCUUGAUGAAAUGGAGCCUCCUUGGUGUAACUGGUGAUUCCAGCACCCCCUCUAAAGAUUGUUUUGCUUUUUAUCAGUAAUUUUGCCAGUUGCCUAACUAGCAUCCUGCUAAUAAGCUGAGAGAUAAUAUCAUCUUGAACAUCCUGAGUUGAGCAAAUUCAUCCUUCCCCUCCUGCCAGAAUGCAAGGAUGGGCAAGCAGCAACAUCCAACUAGAGUUUAAAAUCAGAAGACCUUCCACCAACCUUCUCUUCUGAACAAGCCACAGCGCAUAGGAUUGCCUGGCACUCAGCUUUUGUUCUCAAUGCCUAAGAGAAAGCCUCAGAAACAGCAGAAACACAAACAUCUUUUACUAAAAGAAUGACAAAAUCCUUUUAUAAAUGCUUCAUGAUCAGUAAUAAUCUAUGCUCCUGAUUCUGCUAAAAUUCUUCCCUGUUGAUUUAUUGCUUUCAGGUUGCCAAAACAGUCUUGGUUUAUAGUUAAUAAACAAAUUUGUACUAGGAAAAAA